AUGUAUUCAUCAACUCGAAUUGCAAUUUGCGGAGCAGGUCCAUCUGGCCUUAGUCAGUUACACGCAUUUGAAUCAGCUCGACAAAGUGGUUCUCAAAUUCCUGAAAUAGUAUGUUUUGAAAAACAAAAUGAUUUAGGUGGUCAAUGGAAUUAUACAUGGCGAACAGGACUCGAUGAAUAUUCUGAACCUGUUCAUAGUAGUAUGUAUCAUAAUUUGUGGACAAAUCUACC
This is a messenger RNA of Rotaria sp. Silwood1, 230 nucleotides long. The record is from the annotation of a GenBank genome assembly. Lineage: Eukaryota; Metazoa; Rotifera; Eurotatoria; Philodinida; Philodinidae.